Molecule: messenger RNA, 2572 nt
Organism: Pelodiscus sinensis (Chinese soft-shelled turtle)
Lineage: Eukaryota; Metazoa; Chordata; Testudines; Trionychidae
Source: RefSeq, a predicted model, not a curated record
AUGCCUGAGCCUAUUAAAGUGGCAACGCUAAAUACAGACUUGGCAGCAACAGGAGGGGUUGGUUCUCCCAUCGCUGCAGGGGAUCCUCUCUCAGAACUGGCAGCUAGGUUGCUGUGCUCAUUGUUCAUCCCUGGCCUGUUUCUAAGUGGAGCUUUAUGUCUGUGUUUGGUUGUACUACUGUGGGGAAUACGGCUGUGGGUACAACGAAGGAAAAAUCAGUUGGCCUCAACAGGAAAAGAUGGGAAACAUCAGUUGGUUGUUGCAUUUUUUCAUCCGUAUUGCAAUGCAGGUGGUGGAGGAGAGAGAGUCCUAUGGUGUGCUAUUAGAGCCCUGCAGAAAAAGUACAAGGAUGCAAUAUAUAUUGUCUACACUGGCGAUAAAGAUGUCACUGGAGAACAGAUUGUAGAAGGUGCUUUCAGAAGAUUCAACAUCAAAUUAACUCAUCCUGUGAAAUUUGUUUUUCUAGAAAAACGUUACCUUGUGGAAGCCUCUCUUUACCCCCACUUCACUUUGCUAGGUCAAAGCUUAGGGUCUGUGUUUCUUGGUUGGGAAGCUCUUAUGAAGUAUGUUCCCGAUGUUUACAUUGACUCAAUGGGUUAUGCCUUCACAUUGCCUCUGUUUAAGUACUUAGGAGGUUGCCAUGUUGGGUGUUAUGUUCAUUAUCCAACUAUAAGCACUGACAUGCUUUCUGUGGUUAGGAGUCAGAAUGCCAGAUUUAACAAUGCAGCCUUUAUUACAAGGAAUCCCCUUCUCAGUAAAUUUAAACUCAUCUAUUACUACUUGUUUGCUUUUGUAUAUGGAUUGGUUGGUUCUCGUAGUGAUGUCAUUAUGGUUAAUUCUUCAUGGACCCUAAAUCACAUCCUUUCCCUCUGGAGAUCUGGAGCUUGCACAAGUGUUGUGUAUCCACCUUGUGAUGUUCAGACAUUCCUGGAUAUUCCAUUACAUGAGGAAAAGAGCACCACAGAAUAUUCCAUUGUUUCUCUAGGACAGUUCAGGCCUGAGAAGGACCAUCCUUUGCAAAUCAGAGCCUUUGCUAAGUUCUUGGAAAAGAAGACUGUGGGGCAGCAGAUCUUGCCAAAGCUCAUCCUGAUUGGAGGCUGUCGUAACCAACAAGAUGAGCAGCGUGUAAACAGACUUAAAAAGCUUUGUGAAGAGCUAGGAGUUGAGAGAAAUGUGGAGUUCAAAGUAAACAUUCCAUUUGAGGAACUAAAGAAAUAUCUGGCUGAUGCAACUAUAGGUCUACACACCAUGUGGAAUGAGCAUUUUGGAAUUGGAAUAGUUGAAUGUAUGGCAGCUGGCACAAUUAUUCUGGCUCACAAUUCUGGUGGUCCCAAACUAGAUAUUGUGGUACCCUAUGAAGGACAUAUUACAGGAUUUCUAGCAGAAAAUGAGGACGAUUAUUCUGAGGCUAUGGCUCAUAUCCUUUCCUUAUCUCCUGAAAAGAGGCUGAAAAUCAGAGAAAAUGCUCGUCAGUCUGUGAACAGAUUUGCUGACCAAGAGUUUGAAGUUGCAUUCUUAUUGUCUGUAGAACCGUUAUUUAAGUAAUUGUCAUUUGUGUACAUGCAUAAAGUAAGUUAUUGUGUAUAUAUAUGCCACAAAUAUUUUUUUAAUCUAUGAUAUCAUGGGGCAAUAAAGAGAUCCUAUACUUCUAUUAGGACAUCGGUUCUCUGCAUUUAAGGAUUUUUAUUAGGGGAGAAAGGAAAUCCCAUUCCAUGAAACUUAACUUUCUUUUUCCAGUGAACUUACAGGGCACUGCUAGACUUACUACAUGUUUAAUAUUUUCUCACGAGUUAGUAGAGUAGCACAUGGAAUGGCCUCAUAUUUAGUUCAUUUUAAAGUUGAUGGAUUUGGGUUUUUUUGGGAAGACUUUGCUAAAAUCAGUCUGUUUUCCCUGCCUGUUAUUUGGCAAGCUACAGUGGAGGGAUUCUGUUUUUAAAGAUUAACACUUUGCUGUAGCAAUUUUUUUCGUAAGAAUCAGAUGCUUAAGACAAAUAUCUCUCCAGUAUUCAUGGUAAAACACUAUUUUGAAGUGACAUAUUCACUUGCUCUCAGUACAAACUGUCAUGAUGAAUGCUCAUUUGUAUUUCUGCUGCAGCCCUUAAUAGGGUCAGAUCCUCACUGAAAUUUUAAAUAAAUCUACCUGUUUUUAUAUUAGGUAUCUUCCAUUCACAAGGUAAAAGAAAAGUUUACAGUUUUGUUUACAGGUUUCUUUGCUUGCAUUUCCUAACAUUUGUCUCAAAUGGGAUUAAACCUACUAUUUUGCAGCCUCAGCUAUUAUGUUCACUAAGGGUUAAUCUUACAGUGUCCUUAAUACAAGGACCUUUGCUCCUUUUUUAACAGCUGCCCUUAUUGUAACAUUUUUCUUUCUCUUAAGGACAACUUCUUUUCUCCUAUCCUCCUGGGUAUUUUCUUAAAGAAAAUUGAAAAGUUGAUCAGAUAAGUCCAUAUUUGUGAUUCAGCGGAAUAGGCUUUCACUGCUGCCUCAUGUAACAUGGAAGCAAUCUAAGGGUAUGUCUAGUCUACAAACCUCUUUUGAAAGCAGCGUUUUCAAAAGAGCUCUCGAAAAAGCCUC